AUGCUUAACUAUCCCGUGGGGCAACGUGCAUCACAGAAUAAAUACUCCAAGGAGACCGAGUGGAAGAAUCUUCUUGAACUAUUAGAGGUUAAAAUAUUAACAACUACUAAAUGUCAAACUGAACAAAAUUUACUCUUGAACCAAAUAAUGCAAGAAAUACUUACCUAUUUGGCAGAAAAUAUGCCACUGACAGUCCUCCGCCUCAUUCUUCCAAAGGAAUGUCAAAUAGCAUACCAACGUUACAUCGGAAUAUGCAGCCCCAUCGUCCAUGCGAAUCACGUAAAAUCUCUCAUCAUCAAAACUGGUCAACAACUUCUGUGUACUUUAAAUCUCUGAACAAUUUUCUACGCUGGCUUUGUCCACUACGAAAAAUGUAUUGUAUAAUUUUUUAAAGUAAACAUAAGUUUGAUGUAAUUGAUAUGAUUUACUAUAAAUUUUAAAUGGUAAAUAUAAUCUUACUUCAUGAGGAAACAAUAAACUUUAAUCAAUAUAUGUAUUCAAAUAGGCUAGAUUAAAAAAAUCGUAAUAUCUUAUUCGUUUUUUAUAGUCUCCGACCCUUCAGGGACAUUAUUCUGUCAACUUCACGAUUGUUCAAAUUCAUAGUCCCUCCACAGUAUUAAUUUUUUAUAUAAAUUGUGACGUACUGGGUAAAUCAGUUGUACUCAGGGUUUCUCGAAAGCAGCUAUCGCGAAUAUGGGAAGAUCUCGAAAAGAAAUGGGGACACGGGUUAGAGUAGGAAAGAAUAUAAUUAAUACGACAAGUGUUGUAUCAACACUGUGUGGUAUAUCACCAUAAAAUAACAAAGAAGAAAAGAAAAGAAACAAAAAGAUACUAAACUAGAAAAUAAGGUAGAUGUCGUUAUUGGCGACCGCGCCCCCUCUACCGAACACUGUCUCGAAUUAUUAAUUAUGCAGACACCUAUUACAAAAUACGCGGUUAUUGUUAAAUUAAAGAAGUGAAGUGAAAGUUAUGUGCAUAAAGAUUACAACGUGAAUGGUAAGUACAUUAAUUAAGCCUGUUUUUUCCCAUUUUCGAUAGCACGCCUUGAUCCGAGUCUAUUCUUAAACGUGAGGUUAAGAAACGUCGACCACUUUAAAUGUCCGUAUUUUGUUGUAGAA
Cephus cinctus (wheat stem sawfly) is the source of this 1118-nucleotide messenger RNA. RefSeq lists its product as uncharacterized. NCBI's taxonomy places the organism in Eukaryota, Metazoa, Arthropoda, Insecta, Hymenoptera, Cephidae. The transcript is spliced from 3 exons. The coding region runs from base 1 to 336 and encodes 111 amino acids. The record is from RefSeq and is a predicted model, not a curated record.